AUGCUCGUUUCCAUUGCUCUCACAGCUCUAGCAGUACUUCCAAGUACGAAUGCAUUAGUGCGGAAAGAUGGUGUAGGAAAACUGCCAGCGUUAGGUUGGAACUCAUGGAAUGCAUUCAACUGUGCUGUUGAUGAGGACAAAAUCAUGACUGCAGCAAAUGAAAUCGUCAGCCUCGGGCUCAAAGACGUUGGUUACAGUUAUGUCAACAUUGACGAUUGCUGGUCUAUCAAGGAUGCUAGAGACAAUGUCACUGGACAGAUAGUUCCCGAUCCCGUCAAGUUCCCCUCUGGAAUCAAGGGAACAGCCGAUAAGAUACACGCGCUUGGUCUCAAGGUUGGCAUCUACAGCAGUGCGGGAACAGAGACUUGUGGGGGGUACCCUGCCUCUAUUGGCGUCGAGGAACUUGAUGCCGCCACUUUCGCAUCUUGGGGCAUCGAUUAUCUGAAGUACGACAACUGCUACGUUCCUUCGAACUGGACCGAUCAAUAUGUUGGCUGCGUCCCAGAUGGUACCAACGGCCAAGUUUAUGCCAACGGAACUUGUUCUAUUGACAAUACGACAGCCCCCGCAACUUACGAUUGGAGCACCAGCAACACUGCUAAGAGAUACCGGAUCAUGAGAGAUGCCUUACUCGCCCAGAACCGAACAAUCCUGUACAGCCUCUGCGAAUGGGGCCAAGCGGACGUCAUAACCUGGGGCAACGCAACAGGAAACAGCUGGAGAGUAACAGGCGACAUCACACCCGACUGGCCCCGCAUCGCGCAAAUCCUCAACGAGAACAGUUUCCAACUCAACUACGUGGAUUUCUGGGGCCACAACGACCCAGACAUGCUAGAGAUUGGCAACGGAGACUUGACGCUCGAGGAAAAUAGAAGCCAUUUUGCUUUCUGGGCCGCUGCUAAAAGUCCCCUGAUCAUAGGCACUGCUUUGGAUCUUUUGCCUGCUGACCUCCUGGAUAUUCUCAAGAACGAAUAUUUGCUGGCUUUUAGCCAGGAUGCCACGUUUGGGAAACCGGCUACGCCGUAUAAGUGGGGGACGAAUCCCGAUUGGACGUUUAAUGCUUCGAAUCCGGCUGAGUAUUGGAGCGGGCAGAGUGAGAACGGAACGCUGGUUCUCGCUUUGAAUACGUUGGAUGAUACCGCGCAAAGAGAGAUUAUCUGGAGUGAAGUUCCUCAUUUGGAAACGAAGCACUACCAAAGAGACGCAUUCGAGGUCACUGACAUUUGGACUGGUGAGGAUUUGGGGUGUGUGCCAUACGGGUUGAACAAGUCAGUGAACAGCCAUGACACAAUUGGUUUCCUGGUAGGAAAUCGUUGUUAA
Lachnellula hyalina is the source of this 1320-nucleotide messenger RNA. It is a transcript of the gene aglB, whose product is annotated as putative alpha-galactosidase B. The coding region runs from base 1 to 1320 and encodes 439 amino acids. NCBI's taxonomy places the organism in Eukaryota, Fungi, Ascomycota, Leotiomycetes, Helotiales, Lachnaceae. Gene Ontology annotation, molecular function: hydrolase activity, hydrolyzing O-glycosyl compounds. The record is from RefSeq and is a predicted model, not a curated record. Gene Ontology annotation, biological process: carbohydrate metabolic process. The transcript has 4 exons.